AUGCGUGAGAUCAACAAGGCAGGUGACGUGGGUCCAUGCAUUCGUGGCCUAGUCGUGUGCACGUGCGGAUCAACGGGCAGAGUGACUGAAAGUGUCAAUUCGCUGAAGCGCCUCGUUGAGCUUGAUAUCUUUGAUUUCAUGUUGUCCUUCGCUGGUGUGUCAAUUAUCGACACACUCGUAGUACCUGCCGUCAAUCGCUUCAUCGAAAAUGUGUUCGUAUACGACAUAAAGUUUUGGACUGCGCUAGAGCAAUCUUUCGGCGAGGACAGGCACGCCCUGAACAGUUCCCCCAUCAUGUUGUCAUUUGCGGAAACCAAGAUAGGCACAGAAAAUGAGCGACAGCGCGUGUUCGAUACUAGGGUGUUGGCAUACUCAAAUUUUAAGGAUGGUAGACCUUGGGGCCUCGACAUUUAUCAGUGUUCCUGUGGCACUCCAGCCCACAACAUGAUUUUUCAUCCUGACGGGAAGCAGCUUCAUGGGAAGCAUUGGAUACACACGAAAAUGAAGUAUGAGUGCCUCCAGUGCCACACUGUUCGCCGGCACAUCUCCUGUCCAGAUUGGAUCCAUAGAGCCGAUGCUGAAAAUUUUGGAUGCGUUUCGUACUGA
This is a messenger RNA of Suillus subalutaceus, 606 nucleotides long. RefSeq lists its product as uncharacterized. NCBI's taxonomy places the organism in Eukaryota, Fungi, Basidiomycota, Agaricomycetes, Boletales, Suillaceae. The transcript is spliced from 2 exons. The record is from RefSeq and is a predicted model, not a curated record. The coding region runs from base 1 to 606 and encodes 201 amino acids.